Molecule: messenger RNA, 909 nt
Organism: Rotaria sordida
Lineage: Eukaryota; Metazoa; Rotifera; Eurotatoria; Philodinida; Philodinidae
Source: the annotation of a GenBank genome assembly
AUGGAACAAAUACAGACUUCUGAAAAACUUAAUAAUGACCUUUGUUCUAAAUCAACUGAUGAUAAACAAACAAUACAACAAACUUAUCUUACCAUAACAGAUGAACUCAAUCAACAACUGUUGAUGCUUCAACAACAGAAUGAUCAACUUGAAACUGAGAAAUAUAUUUUGAAUCAACAAAUUGAAAAUCAAUCAUUCAUCAAUUUUAAACAAGAACGAAAUAUGCCGACACCUGGGAAGAUAUUCAUUACAACAAACUCGAUUAUUCAUGAAAAUUAUUUUAUAGAUUCAACGUCAUCAGACUCGAAUCAUGCCAAGAAGCAUACACAUGUUGCACCAAUCCAUGAAGUAUAUAAAACUCCUUUAUAUUUUGCAAUUUUAUAUUUCUAUGAAGUUGCACAGCAAAUUGUUAAUCAAAUCACUAAAGAAAGACAAGAUUUUACUCAACGAUAUCGUGCAUUAGAAAAAACCAACAAUGAUCUUCAAUCAGAAUCAGCAAAUGAACAACUUGAUAUCGAAAAUCAACGUUUGAGUAAUGAACUUGAAAAACAACCUAUUGUGAUUGAACAAGAACAAGUUAAACAAACUAUUGAUUUUAAUACGGCUAUUAUAUGUGGUAUUAAAGCUCAUGCAUGUGUACUUCAAACAGCUAUUGAUUUAUUAUCACAAAAUCAUCGUGUUUAUGUUGUUGUUGAUGCUGUUUCAUCACGUUCAUUGACUGAUAGAAUGUAUGCAUUUGAUCAUAUGCGUCAAGCCGGUGCUUUUCUUACAACAUUUGAAUCAAUUGUUCUUCAAUUAACACAAGAUGCUGGUCAUCCAAAAUUUAAACAAAUUCAGCAAUAUAUUAAAACAUCAGCAGCUGAUACAGGACUUCUUGCUUUAAAAAAUAUUCCAAAUCCAUCAUCAUAA